AAAAGGGCUUAUUUCGGAGAGUUAUUCACACAAAUGCAGUGUCAGUUGGUCGGUCGGUUGGUUCGCAUUUGUAAAAAUACUGCAUAUAUUAGUUGCGUAUACGCCGUGUAGCUUACGAUAUAGUGUGUGCAAGUGUUGGAUGAAUUUCAAACAAAAAAUAAAUAAAACAGCACAUAAUUGAAAAGCGAAAACCGAAUAUGUUGGAAAUAUUUAACUAUAUAGGAAUUUCGCUGUUGCUAUUUAGCGCAGGAACUAAGGGUCAAAGUGGCUACAGCUAUGGGCGGCCCGAAAUAUCCAAUGCGGCGAGUGGCGGACUUGGCAGUUCGAAUCCUCUCCGGCCAAUAGUUCCCGUAAGCAGCAAUGCAUUAGCUGGUUCUUCAAACACUCCCUUAGGCUACACCUCCUCAGCCAGCUCUGCUUUUGGCGGCACUGCUGGUGCUGGUGCUACUCCUUAUUCCAACUUUGGAACACAGCCGUCAGCUUUAAGUUCUACUGCACCAGGAUCAUUCUCUGGCGCCACUGGUUCGUCUGCAUUGCAAGUAGGCACCGGUUUCAAUGCACCAAAGCGUCCAAUUAUAACACCACAGCAACGAGGUAGUGCAGGAGGAGUAUUUAGCGGUGGUUUGGCCAACAUUGCCACUGGACAAUCGGCGUAUAACAAUGCAGCAAGAAUUUCAACAUUCAACGAUGUAGACUACAGUGGCGAAGGGGAUUACUCUGCUAUACCGGGCGUCCCGGCCGUUGACUAUCCUGUGUACGCACAAGUGCCACAAACCAACUUUGAUUGCGGACAGCAGCUUCCUGGUUAUUACUCGGACGUCGAUGCUCAGUGUCAGGUUUUUCACAUAUGUGCGCUCAAUCGCACCUACUCCUUCCUUUGUCCAAAUGGUACCAUUUUCAGUCAGGAAACACUUGUCUGCGUAUGGUGGAAUCAGUUUGAGUGUGCAACAGCGCCAGCACUUUAUGGCAACAAUGCGUAUAUCUAUGAUUAUGGCAAUGAACAGCGCGCAGGCAGCACAUAUAGCGCAACGGGUAGCUCGGCUCAAUUGGGUGCACGUCAACCGGCAAGUUAUCCUGGCGCUUCAAGUGCAAAUAGUUUGCGCCCUACAAGCGGAACUUUGCCGUCGGCAGGUGGUAUUUUCGGCACCGCGAAUUUGCGACCUACCGCUUAUGGUACAGUUCCAAGCACACCAGUAACACCAGUGCCAUCGAUUGCAGGUUACAAUACGAAUGCAGCUCGCUAUUCAAGUGGCCCUCCAAGUGCGGCUCAGUCCUUCAAUACAGCUAUUGCUCCCAUUUCAGCCACCCAAGCUAGUUACGGACCUGGUGGGGUUGGAGUGAGUGGUUCGGGUACUGUGCCAGCAGGAGCUACUACAAAUAGUGCGAAUAGUAAUCGUGAAUAUUUACCUCCAUCUCAACAGCAAAGGAGGCCUUAAACAUGUUACUUCAAAUAGUACUACCAUAUACAAUAAGGACAUUUGGCACCUGUACCCGGUUUAUGCUGUCUCUGGCAUUCCUGUACUUACUUUCACAUAGGUAGUACACAUAGUUUAAUAAUUUGCUUCAUAUGAUUUUAAAUACCUUAUGUAACCAACGCUCUACUUCGAAUUCAUUAUAAAUACUUUAUUUCACAUUCUUGCAUGGCAUGCCCUCUUACCCUAAGCUUUCUUCAUGCGCAUAUUUCAUUUUUCAUUUGUAUACCGCAUUAUAUAAAUAUUAGUAAGA
Molecule: messenger RNA, 1725 nt
Organism: Ceratitis capitata (Mediterranean fruit fly)
Lineage: Eukaryota; Metazoa; Arthropoda; Insecta; Diptera; Tephritidae
Exons: 3
Coding region: 198-1436 (412 amino acids)
Cellular component (GO): extracellular region
Molecular function (GO): chitin binding
Source: RefSeq, a predicted model, not a curated record